Messenger RNA from Humulus lupulus (European hop), 632 nucleotides. RefSeq names its product receptor-like protein 52. The record is from RefSeq and is a predicted model, not a curated record. Lineage: Eukaryota; Viridiplantae; Streptophyta; Magnoliopsida; Rosales; Cannabaceae. Gene Ontology annotation, molecular function: protein binding.
UACUGAAUAAUAUUUAGAUUGACAAACUCUUAAUCUGAUGAGUCUUUUCAAAAUUAAUAAAGUCAAUUCAAUCUCAUUAUGCAGCUUUCUCUUCCUUUUUUUUCUUGGCCAUGCAGCCUCCCAUUCAAUGCAGAAGCAAGAGCAAUCCGUGCUCCUGAUGUUAAAGCAGCAGUGGGGAAACCUUCCUUAUAUGAAUCAAUGGAACCCAUCAACCAACUCUACUUCUCACUGUUCUUGGCCUGGUAUUAAUUGCACGUCCAACUCAGUCACCGGGCUGAAACUCCAUAACGUAAGCAUCACCAGACCGGUUCCUUCUUUUAUAUGUGAUCUCAAAAACCUCAAAGUCAUUGAUCUUGGGCACAACAACAUUCCUGGGGAGUUUCCAACAGCUCUGUUCAACUGUUCAAAGCUUGAAGACUUGGACCUCUCUGACAACUACUUCGCAGGAACCAUUCCCAGCGACAUCAACAAAAUGGUUCAGCUCCGGAAUCUUUCUCUCGGUGGUAAUAAAUUCACCGGCAACAUCCCAGCUGUCAUCGGACAGCUUCAAGAGCUGAGAAGACUCGAACUAGGGGCCAACCAAUUCAAUGGUUCUUUACCGCCAGAAUUAGGUAACUUGUUUAAUCUUGAAA